AUGGACGACGGCGGCCCCCUCUCUCCAAAGGCCAAUGCGUUCAGUAUUGCCUCUCUGAUCUCAGCUGCGGAACUAGCAGGAAACGCGGCGUUUGAUAAACACAGCAGCGGUGGCCUGGACAAGGCAGACCUGCACAACAGCACGUCUUUUAAAAUGCACUACAGCACUGUCACCCGGGAAAUGGAAGCCAUAUCCAGUCCGUGGCUGACGCAGCUGUCCCAUUUUUGCGAUGUUGCAGCCUUCACGACGAGCAGCCUGAGCAGCCUCAACACGGCGGGAGGCUACCACCUCUCCCCGUCCCCCGGGGACCCGUACGGCCAGCACGAGUCCCACUUUGAGCCGUGUCCCGCAGCGCAGCACGGCUACAGCUACCCCGGCUCCAACACGGGCCAGGGCCCGCAGAGCGAGGCGGGCACUCCCAACUGCUCCUCGUCCUCGUCCAGCUCCACUCCAAACAGCAAAAACAGUGUGAAGAAAAACCCUAAAGUGGCGAACAUAAACGUGCAGUUGGAGAUGAAAGCGUUAUGGGACGAGUUUAACCAACUGGGCACGGAGAUGAUCGUCACGAAGGCGGGGAGGAGGAUGUUUCCAACUUUUCAAGUUAAAAUAUUUGGGAUGGAUCCAAUGGCAGAUUACAUGCUUCUUAUGGACUUUUUACCGGUGGACGACAAACGUUACAGAUACGCGUUCCACAGCUCGUCGUGGCUUGUAGCGGGAAAGGCGGACCCCGCGACCCCGGGUAGGGUGCACUACCACCCGGACUCCCCCGCCAAGGGCGCGCAGUGGAUGAAGCAGAUCGUGUCGUUUGAUAAACUCAAACUCACCAAUAACUUGCUGGACGACAACGGCCAUAUCAUCCUGAACUCGAUGCACCGCUACCAGCCCCGGUUCCAUGUGGUCUACGUGGACCCGCGCAAAGACAGCGAGAAGUACGCGGAGGAAAACUACAAGACGUUUGUGUUCGAGGAGACGCGCUUCACGGCGGUCACGGCCUAUCAGAACCACCGGAUCACACAACUAAAAAUAGCCAGUAAUCCUUUUGCCAAAGGAUUCCGGGACUGUGACCCAGAGGACUGGCCCAGGAAUCACCGGCCCGGUUCACUGCCAAUAAUGAGCGCCUUCGCCAGAACGAGAAACCCCAUGUCCUCUCCCCCACAGCAGAACGGAGUCGACAAAGAAGACAGCAGGCGAGAGUACGAGCGAGACCCCAGUGGCACCCCUCACCACGGCGACCCAGCUCACCAGCUCAUGUCCCGCGUCCUCAGCCCGGCCCUACCCGUCCCCGGAGGCCUCCACGCGGUCUCCCUCACCACGGGUCGUCCCAGUCCUCCACACGACCACCCCGGCACCACUCUCCCCCCAGACACCCUCCACCACCACCCUUACAAAUACCCCACGUCGUACGAACACUACUUGGGUGCAAAGACCAGGCCGAGCCCCUACCCCUUACCCAGUAUCCGACACACAACCUACCACCAUCACAUGAACCCUGCGGCAAACAUGUACUCAGCCACGAGCUGCCCGGCUAACUACGACUAUGGGCCCAGAUAA
Molecule: messenger RNA, 1551 nt
Organism: Knipowitschia caucasica
Lineage: Eukaryota; Metazoa; Chordata; Actinopteri; Gobiiformes; Gobiidae
Source: the annotation of a GenBank genome assembly